AAUUACUCUCAAUUUUCUAAAAUACCUAUUGCUGAAAGUUUUUCAAAAGAAAUGUCUGAUGUAAUCAAUUUUGAAAAUUUGCCCGAUGCUCUUGGCAAAUAUGACAAUAUGAGAGAUGUAUUGAGUAAAGUCAGAGAUUAUACACAGAAGAAGCAUGGAAUAAACUUCCCGAAAAUAUUUCGCCAGAAAUGCAACGUUCCGAUCUAGGAACGACCGUCUUGCAACUGAAGGCUUUGGGAGUCGACAACGUUUUGAGAUUUGAUUACCCUUCUCCGCCCCCUUCGAAAAAUUUGAUAAGCGCCCUGGAGUUAUUAUUUGCUUUGGGAGCUCUUAAAGAAGAUGGCGAACUGACGGAGAAUAUUGGUUAUAAAAUGGCUGAGAUGUCCAUAGAACCAAUGUUGGCGAGGAUUCUGUUGCAAUCUGAUCACAUGGGAUGCACCGAUGAAAUACUUUCGAUAAUUUGCAUGCUCCAAGUACAAAAUGUGUUCAUUCGACCUACAUCUGGUCAAGGUGCAAUCAAAGCUCGGAUAGCCCGCAGAAAUUUCGAAGUUGAGGAAGGCGAUUUGAUAACAUUACUCAAUGUAUUCACAGCUUUCAUUGACCACAACUCCAGCAAAGAUUUUUGUAAUAAAUAUUAUCUAAACUAUAAGAGUUUAAAGAGAGCCAAAGAAAUCAAAGGCCAGUUGAAGAAAUUUUUGACAAACAAGUUUGGUAUGAAAAUUGAAAGUUGUGGGAAAAACAUUGAGGCUUUGAUAAGGUGCAUUGUAUACGGAUUAUUUCCUAAUGCAGCUUACUUGCAUUAUUCUGGGAAUUACAGAACUGUACGUGGUGAUUUUGAAUUACAUAUUCAUCCAAAUAGUUGUUUAUAUACAACCCUGCAACCUCCUUUUGUCGUAUUUUGUGAACUGGUUCAUACUACUAAGGCAUAUAUGUCUGAAAUAACUGUGAUCGAUAAGAUGUGGUUAUUGGAAAUUGCUCCGCACUAUUAUCAAGAAUCACCUGAUUUGGUAUUUAAUUCACAAAACCUUUAAUUCUAUGCUUUGAGUGAUGUGUUUAACAUGAUGUGAUUAUCUUAACCAAGUGGAAAAGAAAAAUAAAAAAAAUCGCUCAUAAGAGAAAUUUGUA
Messenger RNA from Ctenocephalides felis (cat flea), 1125 nucleotides. RefSeq names its product probable ATP-dependent RNA helicase DHX35. Lineage: Eukaryota; Metazoa; Arthropoda; Insecta; Siphonaptera; Pulicidae. Gene Ontology annotation, molecular function: RNA binding. The transcript is spliced from 4 exons. Gene Ontology annotation, cellular component: intracellular anatomical structure; catalytic step 2 spliceosome. Bases 189 to 1031 code for a protein of 280 amino acids. The record is from RefSeq and is a predicted model, not a curated record.